ACAUCAAUGGUAAAUAAAUGUGUGCAGCUCCAAUGCUGAUGCGACCGUACAGAAAUGUAAACAAGCGGUGAUCGAUCCUCCUGAUCGACCCUCCUGGAUCAUUUCUACAGUUUAUUGUAAAGAAGAGAGCAUGAAUGAACUGAAUUGUGUUCGCCGUAACAGCUGCGAGAGUGAGCCGCAGUUCAAAGUCCAUCAGCUGCAGGAAGUGUUUCCUGUUGAUGUCCAGCAGAUGUUGGUGAUCAAAGAAGAGGUUCCCCUUCAGCCUAGCCCCUCUGAGGACCAGUGGGGCCCAGAACCCCUGCACAUAAAGGAGGAGCAGGAAGAUCAGUGGACCAUUCAGACCCCAGAACACCUUAAAGGGCUGGAGGAGGCUGAUACUAGCAGGUUCCUAUUCACUGCUACUCCUGUAAAAAGUGAAGAUGAUGAAGAGAAACCUCAGCCAUCAGAGAUUAAUUUGCAUGAAACAAAUAAACAAAUAAAAACUGAAACUGAUGGAGAGGAUUGUGGAGGGCCAGAAUCAGCCAGAAAGCUAGAUCCAAAAAGUAAUUUACAGCCAAAUUCAGGUGAAAAGGAUUCAGACUCUUCUGAGACUGAAGUUAGUAAUGAGAGUGAUGAAUGGCAGGGACCUUUGUCAGAUUCUGGACCUGAAACUGAAGACAGUGACAAUGACUGGAAGCAGAGAAGGGUUCCUGAGUCAGCGGAAAAUAGCAAUGUGGGAUGUGAUGCUACCAAAAAACCCUUUAGCUGCUCUGAGUGCAGUAAAGAUUUUCUCCACAGGCAGUCUCUCUACAGACACAUGAGAAUCCACACAGGAGAGAAACCUUUUGGUUGUGCUGUUUGUGGUGAGAAAUUUAGCAGGAAGACACAUUUUAAGACACACAUGAGAGUUCACACAGGUGAAAAACCAUUUGACUGUGGUUUUUGUGGUAAAGGGUUUAGCCAAAAGUCUAAUUUUAAGGAACACUUACGGGUCCACACAGGAGAGACUCCAUUUGGCUGUGAUGCUUGUGGAAAAAGGUUUAGAGUUCAUUUUACUCUUAAAAGACACAUGAGAGUCCACACGGGAGAAAAACCAUUUGUUUGUGUUGACUGUGGAAAAACAUUCAGUUCUAAUACACAUCUUAAGACACACUUGAGAGUCCACACGGGAGAGAAACCCUUUGGUUGUGGCAUUUGUGGUGAAAGAUUUGCACAGCAAGGGGUUCUGAAGAGUCACAUGAGAGUUCACACAGGAGAGAAACCGUUUGGUUGUGCUGUUUGUGAAAAGAGAUUUAGACAACAGAAUACUCUUAAGAGACACAUGAAUGUCCACACAGGAGAGAAACCAUUUUCCUGUGGCAUUUGCGGUGAAAGAUAUACAAGACAGGGAAGUCUGAAGAGACAUAUGAGAGCACACACAUGAUAGAUUUUCUACAAUUGCAGCUUCACAUGACAAACAUUUUGUAGGGCUCCUUGUGCCUAUACAUGUCUAACCCUUUAAAUGCUUAGCUUCUUUAACUGUCUGGUGUUGUCUGGCAGAGGGACAUAGUUGCUGUAGUUUCUCUGGGUACUGGGGUUUGCUGGGUGGGACUUCGGGC
This is a messenger RNA of Archocentrus centrarchus (flier cichlid), 1577 nucleotides long. Its product is annotated as gastrula zinc finger protein XlCGF8.2DB-like. The transcript has 2 exons. Gene Ontology annotation, biological process: regulation of transcription by RNA polymerase II; embryo development. Gene Ontology annotation, molecular function: RNA polymerase II cis-regulatory region sequence-specific DNA binding; DNA-binding transcription factor activity, RNA polymerase II-specific. Gene Ontology annotation, cellular component: nucleus. NCBI's taxonomy places the organism in Eukaryota, Metazoa, Chordata, Actinopteri, Cichliformes, Cichlidae. The record is from RefSeq and is a predicted model, not a curated record. Bases 131 to 1402 code for a protein of 423 amino acids.